Molecule: messenger RNA, 1504 nt
Organism: Gordionus sp. m RMFG-2023
Lineage: Eukaryota; Metazoa; Nematomorpha; Gordioida; Chordodea; Parachordodidae
Product: ankyrin-1-like
Exons: 7
Coding region: 24-1469 (481 amino acids)
Molecular function (GO): protein binding
Source: RefSeq, a predicted model, not a curated record
UUUAAAAUUUAAGAAAGACUUAUAUGGAUGAAAAUAAGUUGACAAGAAAUUUAGUUGAUGGGAUAACCAACCAUAUAUCUUUAAAUGACAUUCGCAUAUUAAUAGCAUCAGGCGCUGAUGUUAACGGAAUUGUAAGUCAUGGCCUUCAUCCUUUACAUUUUGCUAUUUAUGAAGGGGAUUAUGAAUGUGCACGUUUAUUAUUAAUAAGGGGCUGCGAUGUUAAUGCAUCAGAUGCCAUUGGCUAUACAGCUUUACAUAUGGCAGCUGAAAAAGGCCAUUUUCAUAUUGUCAAACUUCUUAUAGAGUUUCAAGCAAAAAUUACAUAUUUGCCUCAGAAUUCAAAAUUAAAUAUAAAUGAUAAAAACUGCAAAGAAAUUGGCCAAGAAACACUUGAUAUAUCUGAAGUUAGUAGUAGAGAUGUACUUCCUGGUGAAAUUAUUGUUGAAGAACCAUUACGAUUAGCUAUUAAAAAUGGACAUUAUGCAAUUGCUAAUUUUCUGCUGAAUAAUGGGGCUAAUCCUAAUCAACGCUAUUUUUUAGGUUCGGAGAUUAAUUUGAUAGAUCCAAUCAAAGAUAUCGAAUAUCUAGAACUGCUUCUUAAAUAUGGCUCUGAUCCUAAUGUGAAUGAUAGAUCCGGGAUAAACCCACUAAUGCAGGCUUGCAGAUCCAAGGGUAACAGCCUAAACGCGAUCAAAUUACUGGUGGAGCACGGGGCUGACGUCAAUUCCAGAUCGCAUGCCCGAUUAGAUUUCAAAACACCGCUGCAUUACGCUGUGAUAGGUGGUUCCAUACCCGUAAUCGAAUACCUUAGCCAAUCCGGAGCGGUGUUUAACUUGCCCAGCGAUUACGAUUGGGCCACCCCGCUCGAUUUUGCUAUACUAAAAAAUAGCCCCGAUUUAGUCGAAGCUCUCAUGAGGUUAGGAGCCGAUCCUAACAGAUGUUCCGAUCACAUAGGCACCUCCCUACACGUAGCCUGUUCCAACGAGCUCAGUAAUCAAGAAAGGAUUAUCGAGAUCCUUCUAAAAUACGGGGCCGAUCCAAAUCUUCGAUGUUAUAACAAGGAUGACCAAUACUUUUGGACACCCCUAGUUGAAUACAUCAACAUAAACGAAAACAAGACCUUACAUUUUGUUCAGCUCCUAUUGAAUUACGGUGCUCAAGCUGUAUUCAGGCUUCCGUAUUUAGAUAAUAGAGGCCUACUAAAAUGUUUGCACAAAUUGAAUCAAUAUCCUCAAAUAUUCCGUCUAAUCUUGGAGAACGGACAAAACUUUGACGUGGAGUCUAUAAAACGUCGUCGUUUAAUGUCGCCGCAACACAAGUCCUUGCUCUUAUCGUCCGUUUACGCGCCUAAAUCGCUGAAACAUUACGCGAAAAUAUAUAUCAGGCAAAACCUGAAAACGAAUAUCCUUUCAAAAAUUAACUCUUUUAAUAUACCCACGACUCUUAAAUUAUAUCUUUGCUGUUUGUAAAUAUUUAAUGGAUGGAAGAAAAAAAAGUAUUUGAA